Effrenium voratum is the source of this 1483-nucleotide messenger RNA. Lineage: Eukaryota; Dinophyceae; Suessiales; Symbiodiniaceae. The record is from the annotation of a GenBank genome assembly.
GCGCUGGUAACGUGCUGCGGAUCCUAGCCCGUCACUUCUAAAACGGAAGCGCAACGGCCAAAUGCGCCAUGGUGGCAUGCUGCGCAGUUGCCUCAAUGUUGUAGUUCGAGAAGACGCCUGUGAUCAGAGCCUCUAAAAGGGUUCCUUCCCAAUCUUUCCAGGGGGAAGGAGGGGCGUUCGCAUUUGACCUGAAGACUUCGGACAAAGCAGGAGCGCCAAAGGCGUCCGUAGCGCUUUGUUGCCCGGCAAGCGCGACACGCACAUUCAAGCAGGAUGGCGCGGCGCAAGUCCGAAGGCCUGCGCGCACGUACGCGAAGCCACCCCAAAUGGGCCGCUAAGUGCCUGUCUCGCAUAAGGUUCUCGGGCUUGCAACACCCCUGCCGCCCGGCAGGCAGAACUUCCUGAGUUGGCGCAUGUGGUCCUCUUUCUUGGCUUUUGUGUGAAGUGCCGUGGCUCUCUUGCCUCAGCCGUGCAAAUGCCAAUGGCGCAGAGGCCAAAGGCCUCAGACCGAUGUCGCCGAGCUUCGACUCUGCCGCGUGGGCCUGGCCCUUGAGUAUCGAACCAGAGCAGAAUGUCUAUGGCCUGUUCCCACUCCUCAUGUGCCGAGAGGUCAUCCGCGAGGAGUUGACACUGCCACCGCCGGACGACCGCCUCAAGGCCGUAGACUCGAAGCACUGCGAGACGCAGCUCUUCAAGCCCCCGCGCUGGGAAGGCAAUGUGGACGAGGAGGAUGACGACGACGCUUGCAGCUACAUCUCGGAGGGUGAGCCUGUCGAGCGCAAUGAGCCCGUGGCGUGGGGCAAGAGCUACCGAGGUGGUUGGUGGCGCGUCCGCAGCAACUUGCGAGAGGAGCUGAUUGUGCGCAGUGGCAUCAGCCUCUGCAGCGUGGAGAUUGCCCGGUCGGUGGCUGGGGACUACUUCCAGCAAAAGGGCAAGCCGCGAGUGCUCACCAUGGGCAAGGGCCAGGGGUGCAUUCGCAUGCCCAUCCAGCCCAGUGGCUGGGUGACAGCCGAUGCUUCCAGGGCUGGAGGGCCACAGUACUUGAUCCGCACGCACGCGCCGCAAUGGAGGGCAAUCUAUGAUGGUGGGAAGGACAUCCUGGUUCGCUCGGCGAUAGAGUUGGACAGCGAAGUUGUCGCAAGCCUGUCGUGCGGAGACGUUGUGGAGCAGGAUGGGCCUAUUCUCACCACUGACGGCAUCUGCAGGAUGCCUGUCAUGAUCAAGUCCGGGCACUACAACGGCGACAGCCGCAAGAUCACCGGGUGGGUCACCACGGACGCCACGGAUGCUGGUGGCCCCACCUUUUUCAAGCUCGUGCCGGAGGCCGAGCCGAACCACCCGAAGAGAGGUCGCAGAGACAAGGACAGCUUCAGGCAAAACGUGUGACCUGAGUCGCGGAGUCAAAACCGCCCAGCCGCAAGCGCGGCAAGUACACUGCGAAGUGGCUUCCGCGGCAAUUGUUUUCGCGCGAAGCUGAGAGGGG